This is a messenger RNA of Coregonus clupeaformis (lake whitefish), 7791 nucleotides long. RefSeq names its product lysine-specific demethylase 6B-like. The record is from RefSeq and is a predicted model, not a curated record. Lineage: Eukaryota; Metazoa; Chordata; Actinopteri; Salmoniformes; Salmonidae. The transcript has 21 exons. Gene Ontology annotation, cellular component: MLL3/4 complex. Gene Ontology annotation, biological process: regulation of gene expression; heart development. Gene Ontology annotation, molecular function: RNA polymerase II cis-regulatory region sequence-specific DNA binding; histone H3K27me2/H3K27me3 demethylase activity; chromatin DNA binding. Bases 497 to 6088 code for a protein of 1863 amino acids.
GUGUGAAUUAAAUGGCGGUGUGGGGGCCCGCCCCUCAGGUCUCUGCACGUGGAUCAGUCUGCUGUUCGAGCCUGAGUAUCAGAGGAGAGGAAACCAGGAGAAGAGGAGAGGGAAGAGCGGAAGAGGAGAGGAUUGGGGGAGGAAAGAGGGAAAGGGAGAGGAGCCGAGGGGUGUGGAGCAGAAAGAACGAAUAAAAGAACAGAAAAAAAAGGAAAGAACAGAGGGAGUGGAUGCCCGUUCUGUUUAACAGGACUUCAGGCUGAAGCUGAAGUGGGCAGCUGUCUCUCUCCCUGAGUGAGUGGCAUCUUCACACCGAGACCACAGAGACGGUCUCCCCUCCUCCCUCUCUCUCUCACAGCACUCAGCAGCAAGGUUGUGGUUCAGAGUUAUUGAAGGAAAGACAGACAGGUGUUGUCGUGUAGCCCUCUCAGUUUUAUAGUAGAGGGCUUCACAGACACAGACCAAGUGUGGUGUGUUUUGUCCUGUCUCAGGCUGAAUGUAUCACCCAGCAGAGCAGUAUUCUGGGCGUAACACCAGGGACUCCUACCCUGCUGGAGGACCUCACAGAGGAACAUGGGCCCCUGUCAACAGUCGCCCCUGGGGCCCUUCAAACAGGUACAAUGGCGGAAUCAACCAAUCCCAGCACCUAAACAAGAUUUAUAAUGACAGGGGGGCCAGGCCAUCCUUCCAUUCCCAGGGAAGGGGCCCUCAGCGGAACCAGAGACCAGCAAUACGACCCUGGGCCCAGAAAGACCAGGCUUAUGAGACCCAGGGCUGGCACCAGGACUCCCCACGUUCAUUUCAAAACCAUGGCCGCAACCAGGGGGGCUACCAAACAGGACCGGGGGAACCCUACACCAUCUGGGACUCCUACAACAACCAGCCUCCCAGGUAUGGGGGUCCCCACCAGCACCAACGGCCCAGAGAUCCCCCCGGAGACCUGGGCUCCCCAGCAGAGAGGUGGGCCGCCUCAGACCGCUCCAGGGCCUUCCAAGGUAGGAUGAUAGACCAGGGACCAGGACCAUGGAAGCGCCCACCCCCCCACAAGCACCACCGUGGCCAACCUCCACACCGCUCCCCACCCUCACAGCACUCCCCACCCCCCAAGGAAGACUGCCCUGCCAAGAGGAGCAGAACCUCUGGCCCUGAGCAGCCCUCUCACCGUGGCUCAAAGCAUUUAUCUGGACCAGACCAGCCCCAAUCACCACCCCACUACCUCCCUCCCAAACAAGGCUUCUGGAACCAAUCAUAUGACAGACCUGGUCCUCGCACCCAUGCUGAGAGGAGGACCUCGUCUACAGAGUUACAAGAAUCCACCAAGUCAAGAUUAGGGCGUCUCAACUACAGUACACAUCAUUCUACCCAUACUCCAGUUCCCCAGGUCCCCUUCAAUGGUCAAGGCCCCCCUCCUUCCUCCUAUCCCCGCCAUCCUCCUCCAUCCCAUCCCUGUGGCGGCAGCAGACCCCCCCACCAUGGAUCCAGAGUGGAGGUGGAUGGCCAGUCCCAGCCCCCCUCCUCACCAGCAGACCACACCGGCGUGCCUUACAGUCAGCACCACCAGCGUCCCCCAUCACCCUCCUCAGUACCUCAGCACAACCCCCCAGCCCCACGCUCCCACAGACAGCAGAGGGAUCAGACCCCCUCCCAGCUCUCUGCUACAGAGCCUCCCCACCGCAACAGCAGCCACAGAGAUGGAGGCUCCACAGCCCCGAGCUCCUCCAGCCCCUCUGGCCUCUCCAGCUCCACCACUCCUAGUAAGGCCAGUGGGAAGAAAUACCCUCCACCUAAUCAGAGGAAUCCUGACACUGGCUCUGGCACACCCCGUAAACGGGGACCAAGGACCCCCUCACCUAGUCCCACACCUCCCCCUCUCUCUGCCUCCCGCACAGGGCUAGGCUCAGAGCCCCAGACCCCACCCAGCUCUCCCCAGGACAGGCCUAUUGUCAACAACAACAUACCUACUAUCAACAACAACAGACCUACUGUCAACAACAACAGACAUACUACCAACAAGCCAGGGCUGCAGCCUCAUGGACACAAACGGACAGAGAGGAACCAUAAGGAUAAAGAAAGGAGAGCAGAGAGAGGCGAGGUGGGAAAGAGGGAACCAACGAGGGAGAGGAAGAUGGAGGAGAGGAAAAGGAGAAAGGAGAAAAGAGAGAAAAGGGGGGAUGGGGUGAAGAAUAAAACCCAUAAAGGAGAAGAGGUGAGAGACAAGGUGGAGAGAAAAAAUAAGAAAGAGGAAGAGAGGAAGACUGAGAAAAGGGAGGAGAGCCUUAGGGCUAAAAAGCUGGUAAAAGCAGAGAUGGGAUGCUCAAAGUCCCUCACUCCAUCAGUACGGCCUUCCUCCCCUAAGACUCAGUCUGGAUCUAGGGUUCCAGGGAAGCCAGGGCAACCCUCCCAGACACCAUCCACCCCUGGCAAACACAGACACAGGGAGAAGGGCCAAGGAAGAGGUGGAACGUCCUAUGACCACAGCUCUCCAAAUACCUCAAUCCCACCUGCUGGCCCGCCUGCCGCCCGUCCUUGCCAACCCUCACCGUCACCACAUCCAUCCAAACACAAAAAGUCAGAGAGGGGAGGGACCCUGAACAAGUCAAACCCAGCUCAACCCAAACCCCCCGUCAAGGGCUCACCACUGCUAGCCUGUCCCCCACCCACCACCACCAAUAACAACAACAUCAGCAAGACCAGUAAGACCAGUCACCAGCCCACCAGCCCUCCAAAACCUUCUAAAUGCAGCACAGAGAGGAAGGCUGAUUCUACCACCUCCACGCUCUCAUCCAAAACCGCAGCAGCUCCCACUGUGGCUGGGUCAGGGGGGUCCAUCCCAAGCCAGCAGAGCCAGACUGAGACAAGGGGUGUAUGUCCAGAAGGGGGGGUCCUGCGGGCCCCAGAUCUCCAGCCUGCGGCAGGGGUGGGCAGUGUGGAGGAGCUGGGAGACAACCCCCCCGCCAGCCCCCCUGUGCUCAGCUGGCAAGGCUCCCCGGCAUCAGCCCUGAGUGAGGAAGAAGAGGAGGAAGAGCAGGGAGGAGUGAUGAGGAGACCUGUCCUGCAGCCCAGCCCCACCCACAGCCCGUCCCUCUCACCCCCCCAUGGGAACUCAGAGGGACUCAAUGAGAAGGCGGAGGGCGUCAGUGAGGGGAGGGGUGCUGAUGAGCUUCGCCAUAGCGACCUGGCCAAGCUCUAUGGCCUGCCUGAUACUCCCAAUGGAGUGGAGGAAGAGGAGGAUGAGGAAGAGGAGGACAGUAGUGGGGACACGUCGUCCAGCUCUCUUCUUCCGCGUCGGCCACACCUCCACCAGACAGGAGUGGCUGAUGUCUUCAAGUCUUUGGCAUCGUUCCUAGGGGGCCAGAGGUACACAUAUCGGGGCGGCCCGUUUGGGCGUCCUCCUCCUAGCUCCAUGGGAGGAGUGAAGUACUCCUCAUCCCUCGCCAUGGAUCCAGAAACCAACUGUCAGGACCAGCAGUGUCCCUCCCCAACAUCAGACUCCACCACGCCCCCAAGACUCACUACCCAAUCAUCCACUCACACUACCUCAGAUCCGCCUUCCAAACCCCGCCCUCCCGUAGACCUCAACCAACCACAGCUCUCCGUGGGGGAGCGCACUAAACAGAAGCAUGCGCGAUUGGAGGAGAUUCAGAAUGAGAGAAAGAAGGAGAGGACUAAAUGUGUAGACAGUGGGGAGACAGCCGGGUCUCUGAGCGCUGAGCUGAGAUUGACCACCACACACCGGCUCCCUGCCACCACCAAGGAGGAGCGGGGGCAGAGGGAGGUACGCAGGCAGACAGGCAGGAAGAGGCUACAAAGCGGUGCAGAUGGAAACAGGGAAGGAGAAGGGAAGAGGAAGAGAAGAAAACAAUAUAACAGCGUCAGUAAUCAUCAGAGUGGAGGCAAUGAAAAGAAAAAGAUGGAAGAAAAGAGUGAAAGAAAAUCAGCCUCCUCCAUUACGUUGUCCUCAUCUACACCUCACCCCAGUAGCCCGGUCAAGCUGUUCAAAGACACUAAGAAGAGCCGUCAGAUUCAGGGGAAUCUUGGCCUCCAGAGCAAAGACAUCCAGGGACAGAAAGACAAGGCACACACAGGAAACACUGAGCAGGGGGCACAAUCAACAGAGAGGAAGGAGGAGAGGGGCAGUGAGCCUGAAACCAUUACGUCCACACCAGGCAGCAACACAGACACAGUGGCAACAGCAACUUCCACCAGCACCUUCAACACCUCCUCCACUGUUACCACCUCCCCUACCCCCACCCCGGCCCCCUCUGCUGCCCCAGUGAGGAGGAACCCCUGUCCCCUGGCUGCUGCUGACUUCCUGAAGCUGAAGGCCCUGUCCAUGGGCCCUCCCAAGGAACUGAAGAUCCGUCUGAUCAAGGUGGAGAGUGGAGACAGAGAGACGUUCAUCGCCUCCGAGGAAUGCAGGAUCCCCCUAGGAGAGGUCAGCAUCAGACACACAGCCAGCGAGGUCAUCAGGGCCUGCAAGGGGGCAAAGGUGAAGGGGAAGUUUCGGGAGUCCUAUCUGCUCCCUGCUUUCUCUGUCAAGCCUGUUCUCAGCACCAACCCACCCAUCCCGCGAGAGAAGCUCAAUCCCCCCACACCAAGCAUCUAUUUGGAGAGUAAGAGAGAUGCCUUCUCCCCAGUCCUCCUCCAGUUCUGUACUGAUCCCAAGAACCCUGUCACUGUCAUCAGAGGCCUGGCUGGAUCCCUCAGGCUCAACCUGGGUUUGUUCUCCACUAAGUCUCUGGUGGAGGCCAAUGCGGAGCAUGCUGUGGAGGUGAGGACCCAGGUGCAGCAGCCUGCUGAUGAGAACUGGGACGCCACUGGUUCAGCCCAGACCUGGCCCUGCGAGAGCAGCCGCUCACACACCACCAUCGCCAAGUACGCCCAGUACCAGGCCUCCAGCUUCCAGGAGAGCCUCCAGGAAGAGAAGGACAGUGAGGAUGAGGAUGAGGAAGAAGAGAAUGAGACUUCAUCCUCUGACCCAUCAACCACCCCUGCAUCUGGCACCAGCAAAACCAGCCCUACUACGGUCGCCAGCAAAGCCAACCCUACUGUGGUUGCUAGCAAAGUCGGCCCUACCCCUAUUGCUAACACACUCAGGCCAGAGGCAAAAUCAACUGGAAAGAUCAUCAAAUUCGGCACCAACAUCGACCUCUCUGAUCCUAAGAGGUGGAAGCCCCAGCUGCAGGAGCUGCUAAAGUUGCCAGCCUUCAUGCGUGUGGAGUUCAAUGGGAACAUGCUGAGCCACGUAGGACACACCAUCCUGGGCAUGAACACCGUCCAGCUCUACAUGAAGGUCCCCGGCAGUCGCACGCCUGGCCACCAGGAGAAUAAUAACUUCUGCUCUGUGAACAUCAACAUUGGGCCGGGGGAUUGUGAGUGGUUUGCAGUCCAUGAACACUACUGGGAGCACAUCAACAACUUCUGUGAGAAGCAUGGAGUAGACUACCUGACGGGGUCCUGGUGGCCUGUUCUGGAGGAUCUUUACCGCUCCAACAUCCCAGUGUACCGCUUCAUCCAGAGACCAGGGGACCUGGUGUGGAUCAACGCAGGGUCCAUCCACUGGGUGCAGGCUGUGGGCUGGUGCAACAACAUAGCCUGGAACGUUGGACCUCUCAACUCAUACCAGUAUCAGUUGGCUCUGGAGCGCUUUGAGUGGAACGAGGUGAAGAAGGUCAAGUCCAUCGUUCCCAUGAUCCAUGUCUCCUGGAACGUAGCCCGCACUAUCAAGAUCACAGACCAAGAAACCUACAAGAUGGUCAAGCAUUGUCUCCUGCAGUCCAUUAAGCACAUCCAGAUUCAGAGAGACCGGCUGGUUGCUGCAGGGAAGAAGAUCUCUUAUCAGAGCCGUGUGAAGGACGAACCAGCCUACUACUGCAAUGAGUGUGACGUGGAGGUGUUUGAUCUGCUGUUUGUGACCAGUGAGUCUGGCAAUAGGAAGACCUAUAUGGUGCACUGUGAGGACUGUGCCGGGAAUGUCUCCAAGAGCCCCUCACUGGCAGGAGUUGUGGUGCUGGAGCAGUACCGCAUGGAGGAGCUGAUGAGAACCUACGACAGCCUCUGUGUGACUCCAUCACCCUGUUCCAAGUGAGGCCUCCUCCCUGUUGUCCAACAGCCAUAACCAAAACUCCUACACAGUGGCGGCACAGACGUUGUCUUCAAGGAAUACUACUAUUGCGAACACUUGGUGAACAGCCAACCAUGUUUACUCAGUAUUGUUUACAUCACAAUAAGAUAUCGUCCGUCAGCCAAUUGAAUUCCAGCUCACUGUCUUCCCCUCCUACCAGCUGCUGAUUGGACUUGGGUCUUGAGAUAGAAUGACUAGACUGGUACUACUACUCAUUAGAAACAUGUCAGACAACUACAGAAAAUGUGAACAAAGUUAGCACUGGAAAUCAGGUCUUAUUUAAAACGGACACUGCUGUGAUUCAAAAGCGUCAAGUAGCCGGUAUAUGGUGCAUUAAUUCAGGUACUUUUAUGCAAAUCCAAUGGAACUUUUUUACACCAAUCUAGUUAUUCUAUGUCCAUGAAUUUACUGUGUUGUGACACUAACAGCAGGGGAAUCGCUUCACUAGCAAAGUAGCCAAUAGUCUCAAUGAAAUUACAUUGUUUUGGUUUUGUUUUCUAUUCAGGUGAACUCUGACAUUUGUAAUUCUGUCUGUAUACUCUUUGGGGUGCUAUUUCCAUUUCAGUUAUUCUGACCUAGAUAUUUCAAAAGUUUUACCAGCCUAGAAGUACACCUCAUUGGCCUUGUGAACUGUAUUUAGAUGAUAGGAAAUGAGAAAAUGCAAACAUGCAGAUAAGGUUUUGGAAAGCAUUAGGAAUAUUCAUUUAAGAAGUUGUAAACAUUUCUCUGAAAUACGGGUUUACUAGAGGACUAAUCUGGUUUCACUCUUUGUUGGAAAUCUAGUCUGUUUUAUUGUGAUUUUUGUUUUUGCAUAAUAAUCCUAAAUAAUGUUUGGUAGAGAGAGAUGUGGUUGCUACAAUAUGCCCUAAAGAACAUCCCCUUCCUUUUUCUUGUUAUAAAUGGUAUCGUUCUCCCUGUUUUUAUACCUCUGUUUUGGUUGAUAUCUCCUCCUUUUCUGGAUUACAGAGAAACUGAAGAAUUGUAAAUUGUGACUUUAUUUAUACUUGUAUAUGUUUUUUUUUCUUAAAUGUAUUUAUUGCAUAUUGAUGGUGCUUCUCUGGGGACACCAGCUAUUUUUAAAGUUUCCUAUUGUGUGUGGACAGCGAAGGGCAAACGGGGAGGUUGGAUUUUAAUGGUGCUCAACCUCCUCUUGCCUCACCACCCCCUCACUAACUGUGUAUAAAAUCUAUGAAUAUAAGUAAAUGAAUAUAACUGAAACCGAGAGGUUGGUGCUUAGAACCGCGUCAUUAUGCUUACCGGUAAAUGAAUAGAAUGAUGUCUUUGUACUGUAUCUAACUGAUAAAAACAAUACCUUUUUCAACUUUUUUGCAUUGUAUGAAAUUCAUAAAAUUGUGACGCAUUUGUGAUUUUAUGAUGAACAUUAUAAGUAUUUGUAGUUUUAGCCACAUUUGAAAGAUACUUUUAGGGAUGUGUAGUGAGGUGUGGGUCUGGGUUCCUUCAGUGUGCUGUCCUCAUGAGUAUCAUUUCAAGGUUGUAAUCUUGCUCCUCUCCUCUGACUGUUUAUUUAAGCUGCACUGUUUUAAAAUAAAAAAAUAACUCCUAUUGAAGAGGGCCUGAGCCAGACCUGUCUUAAACAUUCUGUGAUUUUUCUGUGACAUUAUUGUGAGUAUUAUUGAUAAAAUAAAAUAAAAUGUUUUGAGAAAUUC